UUUCUUUGCCCGCGAAACGGGACGAUGCGAUGAUUGGGAUUCUCGUCUGCAAUGCAGAAGGCUUUGGUGGGGCGCCGGACGACCCGGAGACAUUGAUUGAGGAUGCUGGGGAAGUUCGUCACCAGAUGCCUCUUGUUGGUUCUUGGGUAUGCAUAUCCGGCGUUCCUGUGUUUCAAAACGGUGGAGAAAAACAGGGUGCAGAUUGAGGAACUCAGGCAUUGGUGUCAAUAUUGGAUCAUCGUGGCGCUAUUCACAGUCGUGGAAAGAAUUGGCGAUGUGUUGAUCUCGUGGAUUCCAAUGUAUUGGGAACUGAAGCUGGGCAUCAUCAUCUACUUGUGGCAUCCGAAAACUAAGGUAAAGGGAACUGGGUAUGUGUACGAGACGGUGUUGCGUCCGUUCAUGGCGACGCACGAGAGGGAAAUAGACAUGAAGUUGGUGGAGUGGGAGGCGAGGGCAUGGGACUUUGUUUCAUUUUACUGGCAAAAUUGCUGGGAGUUCGUGGACGUUGCCUUCUCUCGAGCCAUGCAGUACUGGGCCGCUCAGUCGUCUUCUUCUAACACCAAGGGGAGAGGGAGAUCCGGCUCGAUCAACCGUUCGAUGUCGGGGACGCCCAAAUCCCACACGGGGGAGAUGAAUCCCAAUGUCCAGACGGAGUACGUCUACGUCGAGGACGAGAUCGAGACCGAGACCGAGCAGCAAGAAGUCAGAGAUCAUGAAGAUGCCUGUCCAACGAAGGAGGAAGACAAGACCCGCGCAUCCGGCCACAGGCUGAGGCGUUCCCGCACCAGUGAUUGCCACAUCGAUUGAUUAAUUCGACAAAUUCAAAUCUCCCCCCGCCCCCUCUUUCUAUUGUGUAUAGGCACAAAGUCGAUUUCCUUUUCUUCGAAACUGAAUAAAUAUGGAGUCUCUUUCUCCCCAAUUCGAUUCGUUAGGCAUUAUGGGUCGGGACAAAUUUUGGCUAUGUUGGCCAGAACAAUGCCAGAUCAAUUCUAUAAUCCCAGCCGGUAAAAAAAAUCAGAAAGAUUGAUUACAAACUGAUUUAUGCAAAUUAGUAUAGAGGCGAUCGGUUGGACAUCAAAGAGCGAAAACGACUCGAGGACAACAUUUACUUUUGGAUAAGGAUAAGAAUAAGACACGCAAAAAUAUUCAUACGUACCCGUAUUGGUCGGGGAACGAUGUAGGUGACGUCAGCAUA
This is a messenger RNA of Rhodamnia argentea, 1195 nucleotides long. RefSeq names its product putative HVA22-like protein g. The transcript is spliced from 6 exons. The coding region runs from base 103 to 807 and encodes 234 amino acids. The record is from RefSeq and is a predicted model, not a curated record. Lineage: Eukaryota; Viridiplantae; Streptophyta; Magnoliopsida; Myrtales; Myrtaceae.